UCAGAACCGUUUAGAGCUGCUGAUCAUCUUAACGACGGCAAGCAUCACCUUCUGCUGGCCGCCACCGGUUCGGUCGCUACUAUCAAGAUACCAAACAUUGUUUCAGCGUUGUCGAAGUAUGACAACCUCUCUAUCCGCAUCCUGCUCUCCGACUCCGCGGCCAACUUCCUCCAAGGUCAAGCCGCAGAACAGCCUCACCUUGAAGACAUUGUUGCGAUGAAGAACGUAGAUGCCAUCUACUUCGAUAACGACGAGUGGCGCAAACCUUGGGUCCGGGGUGACAAUAUCCUCCACAUCGAGCUUCGUCGCUGGGCUGACUUGAUGGUCAUUACACCCUUGUCAGCGAACAGUCUGGCCAAACUCGCUCAGGGCAUGUCUGAUAACCUCAUUAGCUCGGUAGCUAGAGCGUGGGAUGCGUCUGGCAUGAUUGAUCAGGCUCGGCCCGGUGUGCCUCUUCCGUAUGACGGCAAGAAGGGCAUUAUCGUUGCUCCAGCGAUGAACACGGCUAUGUGGCACAAUCCGGUCACGGCUGAGCAUCUGGACAGGUUGGAGAACGUCUGGAACGUGAAGAACGGAGGUUGGUUCGAAGUGCUUCGACCGAUUGAGAAGGAGCUCGCCUGUGGCGAUACCGGGUCCGGAGCGAUGCAUGACUGGAAGCGGAUUGUCGCGACCAUUGAGGCUCGUCUCUCUCUU
Baudoinia panamericana UAMH 10762 is the source of this 693-nucleotide messenger RNA. RefSeq lists its product as uncharacterized. The transcript has a single exon. Gene Ontology annotation, biological process: coenzyme A biosynthetic process. The record is from RefSeq and is a predicted model, not a curated record. The annotation marks the transcript as partial. Gene Ontology annotation, cellular component: phosphopantothenoylcysteine decarboxylase complex. Gene Ontology annotation, molecular function: FMN binding; phosphopantothenoylcysteine decarboxylase activity. NCBI's taxonomy places the organism in Eukaryota, Fungi, Ascomycota, Dothideomycetes, Mycosphaerellales, Teratosphaeriaceae.